Mustela erminea (ermine) is the source of this 771-nucleotide messenger RNA. Its product is annotated as WAS/WASL-interacting protein family member 1-like. Bases 1 to 771 code for a protein of 256 amino acids. The transcript has 5 exons. NCBI's taxonomy places the organism in Eukaryota, Metazoa, Chordata, Mammalia, Carnivora, Mustelidae. The record is from RefSeq and is a predicted model, not a curated record.
AUGCAGGGAAGUCACGGAGGGCCUGGCUUCACGGAGCGUGAGGAUGAGGAAGUGAGUGUUCCCGGCCAACGGGAGGGCGGAGAGUUCGCCAAGAGACCAGCAAGAAGGCUGCGGAGGCAGGGGGAGGGUGAGUCCGAGGGCCAAAGGUGGAAGGAGCGCCUCGCACCCCGAAUGAUGAAGUCCCCAACGCCCUUCAGUCCGGCUUCCGAUUUCAGCCCCGGACACUGCUCCGUCCUGAACUCGGCAGGACACUUCACGGGGAAGAAGCACGAAAGCCACGCCGGUCCCUCCCACUGUCCCCUCGAGGACCACGGGGCGAAGCGGCCGGAGAAACAGGGUUCCUGCAGCCCGGACGAUUCAUCCGGACGCGUGAAGGAACAACCCCGUUCCCCGCGCCGCACCCCAGGGACCCGGGACCAGCCGCGGCUCGCGGCGCUGCCCCCGCCCCCGGGAAGGAGAAGACCCCCGGGGGAACGCACGCCGCUGCGGGAGGCCGUGCCCCGACCAGCUCAAGGCCGCUCGGCCCGCACAGACCCCUCGGCGUCCACCCGGCCCCGCCGCCACAGCCGGCGCUCCGCGAAGCCCCCUCCCCCGCCGGCCCCCGCCCUGCGGGCCGCCCCCCCACCCCCACCCCGCGGCCCGGAGGGAGGGUCGCCGCCAUUUCCGGCCGCCGGCGCGCCGCCCCGCGGGGCCCCCACCGCGCGGCGCCCCCGGCCCUCACCCCGCGCCCCCCGCAGACCCGCGCGGCCCGCGCUGCCCGGCCCGGCCUGA